UUACAGCACUGAUCUUUGGCUCCUGUAACAGGAUGAGGCAGCUAGAGCUGCCCCUGCAUACAGACUCUGAAAGAACAAAGCCCUUCUGAAUCUGAACUCUGCUGCAAAAAAGUCAAACUGUAUGCUUUUGCACUCCACAAAAUAGUGGCUAUCGGACAUUCAGGCCAGGCCCCAGCUAGGGAGCCUGCAACCUUAAAGCUGCUCUCCUAACCUGGAGCCUUGGGCUGUGGCCUGACCAGUCUUGUCUGGCUUCUAAGCUGGACACUGAACUCAGGCUGUCCUGCCUUGCUGUUCCAUAGUCUGCCUCUGCAGGCUGCUUAUACUGGCAGAAAGUUGGCUUUCUUUGCAGCCUUUCCUGACACCUCUUGGCUCUACCUCAGCAAUUAGCCAAGUGACAGAUCUGUGUCCAAGAUGUAUGCAGUGUGAUGCCAAAUUUGACUUUAUCACCAGAAAGCACCACUGCCGCCGCUGUGGGAAAUGCUUCUGCGACAGGUGCUGCAGCCAGAAGGUGCCGCUCCGGCGCAUGUGCUUCGUGGACCCAGUGCGCCAGUGUGCCGAAUGUGCCCUGGUGUCUCACCGCGAGGCCGAGUUUUAUGACAAGCAGCUCAAGGUGCUCCUAAGUGGAGCUACCUUCCUUGUUACUUUUGGGGACUCAGAGAAGCCUGAGACCAUGGUUUGUCGUCUUUCCAACAAUCAGAGAUGCUUGAUUCUGGAUGGGGACAGCCAUCAUGAAAUUGAGAUUGCACAUGUCUGUACCGUGCAGAUUCUCACAGAAGGCUUCACUCCUGGAGUAGAAAAAGACAUUCACACUUACACCAGCCUCCUGGGGAGCCUGCCUGCCUCUGAAGCAGGGACCACGCGAGCCACAGGGAUGUUCCUGCAGUACACAGUGCCAGGGGCAGAGGCUGCAACACAGCUGAGGCUGAUGGCUGGAGAGGAUGCAAAUGGCAGCAAGAGGCAGGCAGCGGCAUGGCUGGCAGCCAUGCACAAGGCUACCAAGCUCCUCUAUGAAUCACGAGACCAGUAACUGCAAGGGAACUGAGCUCAGCACAUCAGGUUACAAAGUCCAAGCUGCUGGCCCCUGCCUGAGCACUCAGGGCUCUGCUCUGUGUGUGCUUGGAAAUGCAAUUCAAGUAUCUGGAAGCAGUGUUCGCUUAUCUAGUGCAAUAUGUACACAGUUGAUUAACGCUUUCAAGAGCUUACAUUGUAGUGUAUUGAUACUUUCAGGGUUGGGAGAAGCUGCACUACAGUACUAAAUCCGUUUUAGUAUAACCUAUGCCAGGUUUAUUGGAGAUUUUUGGCCCUGUUCCCGCAGAAACAAAUUAGGUGGUGGUCACUCAGGUCCCUGGUUUAGCAUUGGACCCUGCCUGUCCCCAGUAGCCCAUUUACAAUGCCUUAGCCUGUUUGACUCUCCGUUUAUUUUGUCACUAAUUUGGGGCAAUGAACAAUCCUUUUAUAUGUCACUAAGGGGAAGGCAUCACCUUUCUGUUUUCUACUUUUCACUUAUUCACUUUAUUAAAAUGACUGUACAGUAAUUUGUAUAUAAAGUGUAUGAUUAAAACUUAUUUUGAAAGUA
This is a messenger RNA of Peromyscus eremicus (cactus mouse), 1576 nucleotides long. RefSeq names its product zinc finger FYVE-type containing 21 (gene Zfyve21). The transcript is spliced from 8 exons. Bases 416 to 1027 code for a protein of 203 amino acids. The record is from RefSeq and is a predicted model, not a curated record. Lineage: Eukaryota; Metazoa; Chordata; Mammalia; Rodentia; Cricetidae. Gene Ontology annotation, molecular function: metal ion binding.